This is a messenger RNA of Colletotrichum scovillei, 3284 nucleotides long. RefSeq lists its product as uncharacterized. The record is from RefSeq and is a predicted model, not a curated record. The transcript is spliced from 6 exons. Lineage: Eukaryota; Fungi; Ascomycota; Sordariomycetes; Glomerellales; Glomerellaceae. Bases 1743 to 2816 code for a protein of 357 amino acids. Gene Ontology annotation, molecular function: MAP kinase activity; ATP binding. Gene Ontology annotation, biological process: protein phosphorylation; cellular response to oxidative stress; osmosensory signaling pathway. Gene Ontology annotation, cellular component: cytoplasm; nucleus.
CCUUCAAGUAUUGCUCCUGUGUACUGCUUAACUCUUCCCUUCCUCGCAUUUCUAUCCCGAGUCGAUUCUGAGUAUAUAUCUGUCUCUUACCCCCAAAGCUCACUUCCACAUCCAAAGGUAUUUCGAGAAGCAACACCAGAGCCACUUCCUGAAAGUCUCAUACGCGUCCUUGCCUCCAUCUAUCGACAGGUGUUGUUGUGCAUCCACCCUCCAGCGGCACCCUCAGCUUCACCGCAGCAGCGAACGAGAGACGAGAACGACGACCUGAUCGACACUGGUGCGGAUUUGCUACCUGCAUUCCCCACGUGCGCCCGCCACUCUUGCGCCCAUCACCACGGCCACCAUUUGGUUUGAGCUCUCGCGCCCGGACUUGAUCCCGAAGAGACUCAGGGAAAAAAAAGAGAGAGAGAAAGCGAACCGCUUUGGAUAGACCAAAAGAAGAGGGAAAUACUGCAAAAGAUACAAAAAGAUCAUCGCCGAGAACUUCAACUCUGUAAGUGAGGAAGCCUCGUUACAGCAUGCAUGUCAUUGCCCGGGGAAUAUUUUGAACAUCCCCUACUGUUUCUCGUCAUCAUACUUCCCCCUUGCACCGAAAGUUCCCCCGUUCUUGUACUACAAUGCUACCGCCUGCGCCGUCUACGGCAUGGUUAAUUGUGGAAUUGGACGCCCUUUGCACCCAAAGUCGACAGCAACAGAAGGGCAAAAAACGGAAUAUGCAUAGGCAAAGAAACGGCGAAUGAAGAAGGAGGAGGAACAGAACAUGGGCGGCCAGGAUGGGGAGAAAAACCAGAUUCUUGUCCCGCUAUUGCUGUCGCCCCCUAGCUGCAUUCGCUACCAUUUACAGUACUCUGUGCUGCGUACUGCUUGCUUCCUUGCAAGAAAAGAAGUCUCGCUAAUGCCGUUGCCACAUUGUUCAGGUUGCUCCGGAUCCCAUACCACGUAAGGUAUCCCAGAAAAGGCCCAGAAGCAGAAGCAAAAGGAGAAGGAGACGCAGCAGCAGGUACCUGAAGGCAAUCCAGUCGUACGUACGAAGUACCCCAACGACAGCGGAGGACAAAACGGAGAAAGAGACGUGCGCUCACUCGCUGCCCACGCUUCCACCUACCCCGCUGCCCUUUUUGCAACUCACACGCCCUCACGCCCACACAUCCCACGCCCACCGUCCCACGUCCCACGUCCCAUACGGCCACAGUCCACCGUCUACCGUCUACGACCAGCCAGCGGGCGACCUUCUCCUCCCAGCCCAAGAAUCCACGUCCCAGAACCAGGCCUAAGACCAGGACCGCCCCGCCGAACAGCCACCCCUCCAGCGCGCAACAAAUCCUUGAGCUCGCUCCCCCGCCGUCGCUGCAUCUCUUUCAAAUCCAGCCGACUCCCACUCUCUUGUUGCCUUUCCAUACACGCGCCAGACCAGACGGAAAGCUGCCCAUCGCACACCUCACAUACUGCAAAACCUCUCCUUCGAAUUCCCUCACCUCGUCCAAAUUCGAGCUGAUCAUCGAGCCUGUCUCUCGCUCAUCACAGCAGAACCGUCAGCAGAAGCAUAAUUUGACCCGUCGAUCUCCCGGCUGUCGUCUUUUUACUCCACCACCCCUCAUCACUCUUUAAUCCUCCCCGCCGCACGACGACCAAUUUCCAUCCUCCUCCCCGAUCGGUCUCCCUCUCUCUCUUCCUCCCCCCUCCAGCCGCUCAAUCCGAAAACCCAAUCCUCUUCGAUCAGGUAGAUCGACCAUCACACGAAAAUGGCCGAAUUCGUUAGAGCACAAAUUUUCGGUACUACCUUUGAGAUCACCUCGAGGUACUCGGACUUGCAACCCGUUGGUAUGGGAGCCUUCGGUCUCGUUUGCUCCGCUCGUGACCAACUUACCAACCAGAAUGUUGCCGUCAAGAAGAUUAUGAAGCCCUUCAGCACUCCCGUUCUCGCCAAGCGAACAUACCGUGAGCUGAAGCUGCUCAAGCACUUGAGACAUGAGAACGUCAUCUCUCUUAGCGAUAUCUUCAUUUCUCCUCUCGAGGAUAUCUACUUCGUCACAGAGCUUCUCGGCACCGACUUGCACAGACUGCUCACCUCCAGACCUCUCGAAAAGCAGUUCAUUCAGUAUUUCCUUUACCAGAUCAUGCGCGGCCUGAAAUACGUCCACUCUGCUGGUGUAGUCCACCGUGAUUUGAAGCCCAGCAACAUUCUCGUCAACGAGAACUGCGACUUGAAGAUUUGCGACUUCGGUCUCGCCCGUAUUCAAGACCCCCAGAUGACUGGCUACGUCUCGACGAGAUAUUACCGCGCUCCCGAGAUCAUGCUCACAUGGCAAAAGUACGACGUUGAGGUCGACAUCUGGAGUGCGGGAUGCAUUUUCGCCGAGAUGUUGGAGGGCAAGCCUCUGUUCCCCGGCAAGGACCACGUCAACCAGUUCUCCAUUAUCACCGAGCUCCUCGGUACUCCUCCCGACGAUGUCAUCAACGGCAUUGCCAGUGAAAACACCCUCCGAUUCGUCAAGUCCCUGCCCAAGCGCGAAAGGCAACCCUUGAAGAACAAGUUCAAGAACGCUGACCCCUCCGCAAUUGAUCUCUUGGAGAGAAUGCUGGUCUUUGAUCCCAAGAAGCGGAUAACGGCGACUGAGGCGCUCUCGCACGACUACCUUGCUCCCUACCACGACCCCUCUGACGAGCCUGUCGCCGAGGAGAAGUUCGAUUGGAGUUUCAACGAUGCUGAUUUACCCGUAGACACGUGGAAGAUCAUGAUGUACUCCGAGAUACUCGACUACCACAACGUGGAUGCGUCUGCGCAACAGAUGGAAGAGCAGUUUAACGCACAAUAGAUGAGGGAGUUCAGGGGCGGAGCGAGGAUAAAUAGGAGAAGGGGGGCUAUGAUACCACGCAAAACCAGAACGGCACGUGUUUCCAGUACAUUCGCACGCAAUCAUGGUGUUCGGAAGAGGGGAUCGGUUAUUGUAACGUUGACAAUGCAAAGGGCCAACAGUAUACGCGAUAUAAAGGAAUGGCAUGCAUCUUGGAGGUGUUUUUCUCUUUUUCAUCAUCUUGUUCCAACAAAUGUUUCCUUUUCCUGGGUCUCCAGGUUCUGUUAGAAUAAAGUCCGCGGCAUAGGGCAUAGCGACAAGCUGACAAUGGGCUUCGAGGCCCCGAUUACGAGGACUUGCUUUACCAAUCAGGAUGACGGCCGCUCUCCGGGACGCUUGAAUAUGGGAUGCCCUUUGCAAACUGGAGGUAUGGAUGAAUUUCGGGCGUAAUAGCAGAAAAUGCCUCGGCAGAUCGCAACUGAAGAGAAC